GGAUUUGGGGGGUGAAAAGGGGGGAAAACACCCCAAAAAUGGCAGGAUCGGGCCCGCAGGGGCUCGGCCCCAUCCCCGCCAGCGGCCGCGUGUCCCCGGCAACACCCCCAGAUGGUGACGAGGAUCUGCUGCGGGGCCUCGAGGGGGCCCUGGGGGUGAAGAAGAAGAAAAGGGGCCCCCGGAAACAGAAGGAAAACAAACCCGGAAAACCCCGGAAACGGAAAAAACUGGUGAGCGAGGAUGAGCUGGAGUCGGAGAGGGACGAGUACCCCCGGGAGGAGUACCGGGAGAAGUCGGAGAGCGGCGGCAGCGACUCGGGCGGCGCGGCGCGGAAGCGGCGGCGGAAGCACCGCGAGAAGAAGGAGAAGAAAACCAAGAGGCGGAAAAAGGCCGAUGAUGAGGGGGGGCAGAAGGUCAAGGCGGUGGAGCAGAAAUCCUCGGCGCAGCUCUUGGGGGCCUGGGGGCUGGAGGACGUGGACCACGUGUUCACCGAGGAGGAUUAUCACACCCUCACCAACUACAAGGCCUUCAGCCAGUUCAUGAGAGGCCCCGGGCACAAGAAGCGCAGCAAGAGCCCGCGGGUGCCCGAGCUGAAGAGGAAGAUGAAGGGCAGGAAGAUGGCCCCGCUCAAAAUCAAACUGGGAGUACUGGGAGGCAAACGCAAGAAGAGCAGCUCGAGCGAGGACGCGGGCGAGGCCGAGGAGGAGUCUGACGCCGAGAGCCCCGGGGUGCUGGGGGCCGCCCCCCGCCCCGACCCCACCACGCGCCUCAAGAAGCUCAAGCGGGGCCGCCCCGGGCGCAAGAAGAAGAAGGUGACAGGGUGCCCUGCCACCGUCCCCGCAGGGCCUGGCCCCGAGGAGGAGGGCGAUGGCUACGAGACCGACCACCAGGACUACUGCGAGGUGUGCCAGCAGGGCGGGGAGAUCAUCCUGUGCGACACCUGCCCCCGCGCCUACCACCUCCCCGCUAGCGAGGACGCGGGCGAGGCCGAGGAGGAGUCUGACGCCGAGAGCCCCGGGGUGCUGGGGGCCGCCCCCCGCCCCGACCCCACCACGCGCCUCAAGAAGCUCAAGCGGGGCCGCCCCGGGCGCAAGAAGAAGAAGGCCCCCGGCGCCGGGCCGGGCCGGGAGCGCGGCCCCGAGAAGGAGGGCGUGCAGUGGGAGGCCAAGGAGGAGGAGGAGGAGGAGGAAGAGGAGGAGGAGGAGGGCGAGAAGGAGGAGGAAGAUGACCACAUGGAGUACUGCCGCGUGUGCAAGGACGGCGGCGAGCUGCUGUGCUGCGACGCCUGCGUGUCCUCGUACCACAUCCACUGCCUGAACCCGCCCCUGCCCGAGGUCCCCAACGGAGAGUGGCUCUGUCCCCGCUCAUGGGUGGGGCUGUCCUACUGGCACUGCUCCUGGAUCAAGGAGCUGCAGCUGGAGAUCUUCCACCUGGUGAUGUACCGGAACUACCAGCGGAAGAACGACAUGGACGAGCCCCCUCCCCUGGACUACGGCUCCGGGGACGACGACCCCAAGAGCGAGAAGCGGGGGGCCGGGGGGGACCCCCUUUUUGGGGGCAUGGAGGAGCGCUUCUACCGCUACGGCAUCAAACCCGAGUGGAUGACGGUGCACCGCAUCAUCAACCACAGCGUGGACCGGAAGGGGCAGUACCACUACCUGGUGAAGUGGCGGGACCUGCCCUACGACCAGGCCACCUGGGAGGAGGACGAGAUGCCCAUCCCCGACUACGACCUGCACAAGCUGGCCUACUGGAAACACCGGGAGGUGUUCAUGGGGGAGGACCCGGCCCAGCCCCGCCGGUACAAGAAGAAGAAGAAGGAGACGCCGGGGGAGGGGCCCCCCGACUCGCCCACCAACGACCCCACGGUGAAGUACGAGACGCAGCCGCGCUUCAUCACGGCCACGGGCGGGACGCUGCACCUGUACCAGCUGGAGGGGCUCAACUGGCUGCGCUUCUCGUGGGCGCAGAGCACCGACACCAUCCUGGCCGACGAGAUGGGGCUGGGCAAGACCAUCCAGACCAUCGUCUUCCUCUACUCGCUCUACAAGGAGGGCCACACCAAGGGCCCGUUCCUCGUCAGCGCGCCGCUCUCCACCAUCAUCAACUGGGAGCGCGAGUUCCAGAUGUGGGCCCCGGCCUUCUACGUUGUCACCUACACCGGGGACAAGGACAGCCGGGCCAUCAUCCGCGAGAACGAGUUCUCCUUCGACGACAACGCCAUGAAGGGCGGCAAGAAGGCCUUCAAGAUGAAGUUUUUCCGGGUGCUCAACGGGUACAAGAUCGAGCACAAGCUGCUGCUGACGGGGACGCCGCUGCAGAACAACCUGGAGGAGCUCUUCCACCUGCUCAACUUCCUCACGCCCGAGCGCUUCAAGUGGGUCUGGGGUCUCGGCCACCCCCAGCUGGGUCUGGGGUCUCGGGCCCUGUCCCCAGGUGGGUCUGGGGUCUCGGCCACCCCCAGGUGGGUCUGGGGUCUCGGCCACCCCCAGCUGGGUGUGUCCCCGCAGUUUUUCCGGGUGCUCAACGGGUACAAGAUCGAGCACAAGCUGCUGCUGACGGGGACGCCGCUGCAGAACAACCUGGAGGAGCUCUUCCACCUGCUCAACUUCCUCACGCCCGAGCGCUUCAAUAACCUGGAGGGCUUCCUGGAGGAGUUUGCCGACAUCUCCAAGGAGGACCAGAUCAAGAAGCUCCACGACCUGCUGGGCCCCCACAUGCUGCGGCGCCUCAAGGCCGACGUCUUCAAGAACAUGCCGGCCAAGACGGAGCUGAUCGUGCGCGUGGAGCUCAGCCCCAUGCAGAAGAAGUACUACAAGUACAUCCUGACGAGGAACUUCGAGGCGCUGAACUCGCGGGGCGGGGGGAACCAGGUGUCGCUGCUCAACAUCAUGAUGGACCUCAAGAAGUGCUGCAACCACCCCUACCUGUUCCCCGUGGCGGCCAUGCCCCAGAACCACAGGGUGCUCAUCUUCUCCCAGAUGACGAAGAUGCUGGACCUGCUGGAGGAUUUCCUGGACUACGAGGGCUACAAGUACGAGCGCAUCGACGGCGGCAUCACCGGGGCCCUGCGGCAGGAGGCCAUCGACCGCUUCAACGGGACAGGGAUCUGUUUCCUGCUGUCGACGCGGGCCGGGGGCCUCGGCAUCAACCUGGCGACGGCCGACACCGUGGUCAUCUUCGACUCGGACUGGAACCCCCACAACGACAUCCAGGCCUUCAGCCGCGCUCACCGCAUCGGCCAGGCCAACAAGGUGAUGAUUUACCGCUUCGUGACGCGGGCCUCGGUGGAGGAGCGGAUCACGCAGGUGGCCAAGCGCAAGAUGAUGCUGACGCACCUGGUGGUGCGCCCGGGGCUGGGCUCCAAGGCCGGCUCCAUGUCCAAGCAGGAGCUCGACGACAUCCUCAAGUUCGGCACCGAGGAGCUCUUCAAGGACGAGAACGAGGGGGACAACAAGGAGGAGGACAGCAGCGUCAUCCACUACGACAACGAGGCCAUCGCGCGGCUGCUGGACCGCAACCAGGACGCCACCGACGACGCCGACGUGCAGAACAUGAACGAGUACCUGAGCUCCUUCAAGGUGGCCCAGUACGUCGUCAGGGAGGAGGACAAGAUCGAGGAGAUCGAGCGGGAGAUCAUCAAGCAGGAGGAGAACGUGGACCCCGACUACUGGGAGAAGCUGCUGCGGCACCACUACGAGCAGCAGCAGGAGGACCUGGCCCGCAACCUGGGCAAGGGCAAGCGCGUGCGCAAGCAGGUCAACUACAACGACGCCGCCCAGGAGGACCAAGACAACCAGUCCGAGUACUCGGUGGGCUCCGAGGAGGAGGACGAGGACUUUGACGAGCGGCCCGAGGGCCGGCGUCAGUCCAAGCGGCAGCUGCGGAACGAGAAGGACAAACCCCUCCCCCCACUGCUGGCCCGGGUGGGCGGCAACAUCGAGGUGCUGGGGUUCAACACGAGGCAGCGCAAGGCCUUCCUGAACGCCGUCAUGCGCUGGGGGAUGCCCCCCCAGGACGCCUUCACGUCCCAGUGGCUCGUGCGGGACCUGCGGGGCAAAACCGAGAAGGAGUUCAAGGACUUUGGGGACAGGAUCAUGGGGACAAUGGACCUUGAGGACAGAGACCCUGGGGUUGUGACCUAUGGGGACAAGGACCCCGGGGACAGGAUCUGUGGGGACAGUGACCCCGGGGCAGGGCGUGCAGUGCAGGAGUUCGAGCACAUCAACGGCCGCUGGUCCCUGCCCGAGCUGGCCCCCGAGCCCAGCGCCGACUCCAAGCGCUCGUCCCGCGCCUCCUCCCCCGCCAAGACCGGCCCCCCCAGCCCCGACACAGGGACAGCGAUGUCCUGAUGUCCCCUGUCCCCAGCCACGCCGGCACCCAGCGAGCGCGGGGACGGGCCAGGGCCACCCCCGGACAGGGACGAGGGUGACACCAGGGACGAGAAGGAACCCAAAGGCCCCGAGAAGAUGGAGACAGAUGUGAGUGACACAGCUGUCCCCAACCCUGUCCCCUCUGUGUCCUCUCUGUCCCCAGUCAUGUCCUGGCUGUCCCCAGCUGUGCCCUCACUGUCCCCAUCCCCGUUCCUGUCCCCAGGGGCGGAGGCCGAGAAGGCUCCGGGGCUGGACAAGGGGGACGAGAAGACCCCGGAGGAGGAGCCCAAGGAGCGCCCGGGGGACCCCGACCCCAAACGAGGUGCUGGGGGCGGGGCUGGGCAGAAGGGGUGUGGCCUGACAGAGUGGGCGGGGCUUAAAAUGGGUGUGUGCUAACCCAAACUGGGCGUG
Onychostruthus taczanowskii (white-rumped snowfinch) is the source of this 4784-nucleotide messenger RNA. Its product is annotated as chromodomain-helicase-DNA-binding protein 3-like. The transcript has 35 exons. Gene Ontology annotation, biological process: negative regulation of transcription by RNA polymerase II; chromatin remodeling. The record is from RefSeq and is a predicted model, not a curated record. Gene Ontology annotation, molecular function: ATP binding; histone binding; ATP-dependent chromatin remodeler activity. Gene Ontology annotation, cellular component: NuRD complex; chromatin; nucleus. Lineage: Eukaryota; Metazoa; Chordata; Aves; Passeriformes; Passeridae.